Messenger RNA from Leucoraja erinaceus (little skate), 3860 nucleotides. RefSeq names its product transmembrane protein 184C (gene tmem184c). The coding region runs from base 536 to 1834 and encodes 432 amino acids. The record is from RefSeq and is a predicted model, not a curated record. Gene Ontology annotation, biological process: transport. Gene Ontology annotation, molecular function: transporter activity. NCBI's taxonomy places the organism in Eukaryota, Metazoa, Chordata, Chondrichthyes, Rajiformes, Rajidae. The transcript is spliced from 10 exons.
CUCCCGGGCCGGGGCCGCAGCGCUCAGCGUCCCUAGCUCAGGCACGACCGGACAGUUUCAGCGCCUGGGCCUCCAGGCGGCAGACCCGGGUCCUCCAGCGUCGGCGCUGCGUAGAUUUGUCCUACAGCAGCAGCUGGCUGCGAGGAAAACCGCCCAGGCUCCAGAGUAAAGGGCGUCCCUUGUUGUAGAGGGGGUGGGCAGAGUCCCCUGUAGAGAGGGCAGUGUCCCCUGGAGUGAGGGCGGUGGUCAAAGUCCUGGAGCAAGGUGGGUGGGCAGGGUACCCCGUGGAGUGAGGUGUUGGGGACAGGUGGCUAGGCGUCCACUAUAGUGCAGUGCAGAGGGGGAACUGCGUGCAAGUUGACCACUGCUGAUGGGUUGAUCAAAAUGAGUGUGGCCUGGAACAGGUCAGAGGGGCAGGCUGUGUCUUAGCAAACUAAGGGACUUUAAUACUCAGACCGAAUGUGCAAUGGGGCGGGUUUAAAGAAUUAAAUACUUAUCCUACCGCACGAAAAAGGUAUACCUGUAACCUGGAGCCAUGGCCUGCACCUUUAGGAACUGGAGAAAGUGGAUCCGGCCCUUGGCUGUAUUCAUGUACAUUGUGGGUCUUUUGGUUGUUAUUCCCCUCUGUAUCUGGGAGCUGCAGAAAUCUCAGGUUGGAACUCACAACAAAGCAUGGUUCAUUGCAGGCAUUUUUGUGUUUAUGACUAUUCCAAUAUCACUCUGGGGCAUUUUGCAACAUUUAGUGCAUUAUACUCAACCGGAAUUACAGAAACCAAUAAUAAGGAUCCUGUGGAUGGUACCUAUUUAUAGUUUAGACAGCUGGUUAGCCCUGAAAUAUCCUCACAUUGCUAUAUAUGUGGAUACAUGUCGGGAAUGCUAUGAAGCAUAUGUCAUCUAUAAUUUCAUGAUCUUCCUACUGAACUACUUGACCUAUCAGUACCCAAACCUGGUGAUGCUACUUGAAGUUAAGGAUCAACAAAAACAUCUGCCUCCUCUCUGCUGUUGUCCAUCUUGGCAUAUGGGAGAGGUGUUGCUGUUUAGGUGCAAGCUUGGAGUUCUGCAGUAUACGGUUGUCAGACCAUUUACAACAAUAAUUGCAUUAAUCUGUGAGCUCGUUGGUGUUUAUGAUGAGGGGAACUUCAGCUUCAAAAACGCUUGGUCGUACCUGGUUAUAAUUAACAAUGUUUCACAGCUCUUUGCCAUGUAUUGUCUUGUGCUAUUUUAUAAAGUGCUGCGAAGUGAAUUGAACCCCAUCCAGCCGGUGGGCAAGUUUCUCUGUGUGAAACUAGUUGUCUUUGUAUCCUUCUGGCAAGCUGCCUUUAUUGCUUUACUUGUGAAAGUUGGAGUGAUAUCUGACAAACGUACAUGGGACUGGGAAAGCGUGGAAGCUGUGGCUACCGGUCUCCAGGACUUUAUAAUUAGUAUUGAAAUGUUCUUUGCUGCGAUUGGUCAUCACUACAGCUUUUCCUAUAAGCCCUACAUACAGGAAGCUGAGGAAGGCUCCUGCUUGGAUUCAUUUCUUGCCAUGUGGGAUAUCUCUGACAUCAGAGCGGACAUAUCAGAACAAGUGCGACAUGUUGGAAGGACCGUAUUAGGUCAACCGAGGAAAACUAAUGUUACUGCCGAAGAGGAACACAAUGAACAUACCAGUCUUCUCUCUUCAGCGAGCCAGGACCAAAAUUCUGACGCCUCAUCUCUCCCGCCUUCUCCAAUGGGAUAUUAUCAAGGGUUUGGACGAACACAUGCAGCUCUUGCACCCCAUGAUGUUGAUGAUUUACCAACAGAGAAGGAAAAUGAAGAUGCCUUAACUCCUGUGCCCAGUAAUUCAUCAUAAAACUCCUAAUCUAGAUUGAGACGUUGUCUCUUAAACUUUGACCUCGAGUUUGCAUUGAGGCCACACCUUCACUUCAGGUUCUCCUAUGGAUGAGUUCAACACUAAAAAUGGUAUAUAGAAAUCUAAUGCUGUAUAUUAAAACAAACUAUGAUAAAUGCACAGAACUUUGUACUAUAAAACGUACAUGAAAUAACUUCAACAAUACUGUAGAAGAUGUCUAUGGUGAUUUUUAAUGGAAGAAAUUGCAAAAUGUUGUCCAAACCAUUGCAAAAUCCAUCACAUCCAAAUGACUAAUUAACAACUAUUGUUGCAGUCAAAAUUGGCUGAUGUAUUUUGGAAAUGGUACCAUGAUGCAACCUGGGUAUUUUAACUUGUUUGCUUUGGCUUUAUUUGGGAGAUCAAAUUGAGCAUACUUUAGGGACAAAAAAACAUUUCCAUAAAUAGUUCUGUAUUGAAAAUCUAGAGCAACACAAGGACUAGAUGGUGACAGAUCCCUGAAGAUCACUGGACAGCUAGAUAUGGCAACAGACAAGAUAUUUCCCUUCAUUGACAGGCGUGGAGAACAUGCUAGCUCUGUAAAAUCUAAUUUGGAGCUGUAUACGGUUUUGGUCACAGGAGGAACGAUAGUGAUAGGUGGGGUGCACAGAUGUUGCCAGUGGUUAAAGUUUAGUGAUGAAGUGGCAUUAGUGAAUUUAAAGUGGCAUCCUUGGAAUUGUACACUGAUGGGACAUUUAAUAUUGUCAAAGGCUUACGUGGAGUUGAUCUAUUUCCCUUAACAGAAUGGUUAAUAAUUAGAGGCUGCAGGUUGAGGAGAUGGGUAGAUGAGAGUGAGGGAGAGAAAAGGGAGGUUGAAAGUGAAUGCUCGAAUAGUUAGUUAGUUGCGGGGGCUGGGGUUGGUGUCUAAAUUAAAAAAGUACCUGGAUAAGCAUUUGACGUGCAGUGACCUAUAGGGCUGCAAAUCAAAGCUGAGUAGCAGUCAGAAUAACCUACUGGCAUGGCCAUUCAACCUUAAAUUUCUCUAAAGCAUUUUUUUAAUUUCAAUGGUUAUUUACUGGAAUUUACUACGGUUUAUGAUUUUCUCUUCACUUCUAUUUAUUUACCGAGAAUAAUUAUUUCAAGGCACAAUGGAGAGAAACCAGACCUGUUCAAUGUUUGUUACGGUUAUCAAUGAUGAUAGUUGACGGAUAAACUUGUGCAUAAACUGUUUGUAAUUAUUGUUUUUUGCCUACAUAACGGACUGUACUUUCCAAAAUCAUUCUUUGGGCUGUAAAUCAUUUUGGAACUUCCUGAGUAUAUGAAGUGCACUUUAUAAAUGUAAGUUCUGGUUUUAUUUUUCAUUUCCUGAGUCUUUCAUGUAUUGUGAGGCAGUUACUAUUUUUGUUUUUGCUCCACUUUAGCCAUUCAGUACUCUCUUACUUCGUGAUAUUCAUCCUUUUGGAGAGGUGGGGGGGGGGGAGAAAGAGGGAUGAAAAGCACCAACUGCUGGUAUUUAUAAAGCAUUUAACAUAGCAAGAUGUCCUGGUAUUCCAAAUAUUAUGGAGUAUGACAGGCUUGGAUGAAAACCCUUUCCUUUUCUUUUACCUUUUAUACUAGCCAGUAGGAAGCUUAGUGCUAUAUAAUGUGAGAGAGCUUUACAGACUUGGACAUCAUUGUUCAUUGGGAGGGUAGGGUAGAGGGACUAAUAGUGGGCGUUUACACCCACAUGAUGCAAGCAUUCUGUUGGAUGCUGAACUAGGAAGCACCUUUAGCUACAAAAAUAUUACAAGGCAUUCGAUUUUUACAUUUUGAAAUGAAUUCUGCCUAUCCUGGGUAUAGAUUGUCCAAUGUACAAUAUCUCUGAUUUGUUACAUUACACAUCAUGGUAAAGAUAAGAUUUAUUCUAAAACAAUAACUAUAAAUCCAUACUGUGCAGUUUGUGAAGUCAAACUGUGAGCAAGCAGUAUAAUUCUACUGUGCUGAUUAAUUCAUUAACAUUACUUGGGUUGCAGCAGAAGGUACGGUAAAUAAAUCUAAUAGAUUUAUUUCC